This is a messenger RNA of Pisolithus orientalis, 406 nucleotides long. RefSeq lists its product as uncharacterized. The transcript is spliced from 4 exons. Lineage: Eukaryota; Fungi; Basidiomycota; Agaricomycetes; Boletales; Pisolithaceae. The coding region runs from base 58 to 270 and encodes 70 amino acids. The record is from RefSeq and is a predicted model, not a curated record.
CAACAAACCUUGAAUUUCCACUCUUGAGACUUAGAUGCCCUUUCACAAAUCCCUGAGAUGAUGACUGGCUUAUCUAACAUGGGAAUUCUCUUCCUGAGUACUGUGUGUGUGAAUGGAAAGUAUGGAUGUAGCUCUUUGCACUUUGCACCACCCUCUUUGAGUUCAUGGCAACUGGGACACUGGAAGUCUAUGUCCUCAGCACAGGCCUUGUCCAUGAGCCACUGCACUAAUCCUAAGCAGGGGUCACACAUGAUGCGAGGGCAGGAAUAGCACUUGAAUAUGUAUUUAGCUCCAUUGUGGCAAAGGUAGCAAUACCAGUUAUGCCACUCCUCAGCCAGAGGGGACUGUCCCUGAGAGGAUGGAAUGGAUGUCAAUGAACUCAGUGUUGAAGCCUUUGAGGUGGACU